Molecule: messenger RNA, 1410 nt
Organism: Saxophila tyrrhenica
Lineage: Eukaryota; Fungi; Ascomycota; Dothideomycetes; Mycosphaerellales; Extremaceae
Product: 1,3-beta-glucanosyltransferase
Exons: 4
Coding region: 1-1410 (469 amino acids)
Biological process (GO): fungal-type cell wall organization; fungal-type cell wall (1->3)-beta-D-glucan biosynthetic process
Cellular component (GO): plasma membrane
Molecular function (GO): 1,3-beta-glucanosyltransferase activity
Source: RefSeq, a predicted model, not a curated record
AUGAAGGCCUCCUUCGCAUUUGCAGCGGCUGCUGCAGUCGCCGUCAACGCCGCGGCCACCCCAGCGCGCAUCGAAGCGCGAGCAUCUGAAGCCAGCUCUGGCUCCCUCCCUGCGGUCACAGUCAAGGGCAACGCUUUCUUUGCAGGCAACGAAAGGUUCUACAUCCGGGGCAUCGACUACCAACCCGGCGGCUCGUCGGACGCAGCAGAUGGGUCCGACCCGCUGGCUGAUGUGCAGGCGUGCACGCGUGAUAUCGCCAAGUUCAAGGAGCUGGGCGUGAACACUGUGCGUGUGUACACGGUGGACAACAGCAAGAGUCACGACCAGUGCAUGAGCAUGCUGGCGGAUGCUGGGAUUUACCUGGCGUUGGACGUCAACUCGCCGAACUACUCGCUCAACCGUGAGGAGCCGGCGGGUUCCUACAAUGAUGUUUACUUGCAGUCGGUGUUUGCGACGAUCGAUGCGUUCCACAAAUACAGCAACACGCUGCUGUUCUUCUCGGGCAAUGAGGUCAUCAACGCAGAUAACAACACCAACUGCGCCCCUUACAUCAAGGCCACCACCCGCGAUAUGAAGUCGUACAUCAACUCCAUGGGCUACCGCAAGAUUCCCGUCGGCUACUCCGCCGCCGACGUCGAGAGUAACCGCUACGACCUCGCCACGUACAUGAACUGCGGGACCGAAGACCAGCGCAGCGACUUCUUCGCCUUCAACGACUACUCCUGGUGCGACCCGGAUUCGUCCUUCACCAUCUCCGGCUGGGACGCCAAGGUCAAGCAAUACGGCGACUACAGCAUUCCUCUCUUCCUCUCCGAAUACGGCUGCAUCGAGAACAAGCGCAACUUCGAAGAAGUCUCCACCCUCUACUCCUCGCAAAUGACGUCCGUCUACUCCGGCGGCCUCGUCUACGAGUACUCUGAAGAAGGCUCCGGCUACGGCCUCGUCACCAUCUCCGGCAACAGCGUCAAGCCCAAGUCCGACUUCAACUUCCUCAAGCAACAAUUCGCCAAGACCCAGUCGGGCGGCGACGGCGGCUACAAGUCCUCUGGUUCCCCGAGCGAGUGCCCGAAGCGCAGCAGCACGUGGGAGGUCAAGGAUUUCCUUGGACCGGCUCUCCCGAGCAUGCCAGAGGGCGCGAAGAAGUAUAUCGGCAAGGGUGCGGGCAAGGCGCCGGGUCUGCAUGGCGAUGGCAGCCAGUGGGCUACUGACGGCCAGAGCCAGGGGACUGCGGUGCCCGGGUCUGGUGCGGUGGCGAGUGGCAGUUCGUCUUCGGCUUCUGGUGCGGCGAGCAGUGCCACGGCGGAGGGUGCGGCCAGCAGUGUGUUCAGGGGUGAUGCGACGUUGAUGCCGUUUUUGGCUUGUGGCGCGACCGUGUUCUUUAGCAUGUUCUUCGGUGCGGCGAUGUUGUAA